This is a messenger RNA of Fragaria vesca subsp. vesca, 1049 nucleotides long. RefSeq lists its product as uncharacterized. Lineage: Eukaryota; Viridiplantae; Streptophyta; Magnoliopsida; Rosales; Rosaceae. Gene Ontology annotation, biological process: translation. Gene Ontology annotation, molecular function: structural constituent of ribosome. Gene Ontology annotation, cellular component: ribosome. The transcript is spliced from 2 exons. The record is from RefSeq and is a predicted model, not a curated record. Bases 9 to 548 code for a protein of 179 amino acids.
CUCAAUCCAUGGCUGCCUCAUACUCUCUCUGCAACUUCCUCUCCUUCCUCACACCCACAAAACCCCCAUCCCAGACCAAACCCCCACCUCCCCAUCUCCAUCUCUCCCAAACCCAGAAGCCCAGAGACGCUUUCGUCCCUCUAGUUGCCCAGCCUGGUCCCUCUUUCUCUUCUUCUUCUUCUUCGGAAUUGGAGUCUGUCAUCAACCCCUCUCUGGCUUAUGCCAACACUCUCUUCUUUAAGUCGGCUUACAAUGUCCAAGUCAUCGUCGAUGAGGGCGAGUCCGAGGAGCGGCUGCUCAACCGGUUCCGGCGAGAGGUGAUGCGAGCUGGCGUCAUCCAGGAAGUGAAGAGGAGGAGGUACUUUGAGAACACUCAGGAUGAGAAGAAGCGCAGGACUCGCGAUGCUGCUAAACGCAACAAAAGAAGGCGAACAUUUUCGAGGCCUCCCCUUAUGCAGAACAGGCAGGGGCAGGAUGUCCCUGUACCGAAGAAGAGUGAUGACGACGAAGAUAACUGGGAUCUACCUGAGGGAGACAUACCCUAUUGACCACUUUAUACCUUUUGUUGGUACAUCUGUCACAUUGAUUUAGAGAGGCUUUUGGUUCAUGUAAGUGGCACAAGUUGAUUCAGUUACUCUUCAAUUCACUCAGUGCAUACUGCAUUUUAUGAGUUUCUAAUGUUGCUUCAAAAUGAGCGUACUUUGUGCUAAUGGCUCUGUGUUUAUAGAGGAGAAUUAAUGUCCUAUAUUGAAUGGCAUGAAAGAAGUAGGGGACUAAGGGGACUGAUAAAGGAUGAUUAUGUUUUAGCAAUAUUGGAUAGUCAUUAGAUGUUUUUCUUUGCCUUCUCGACUGCUUUUUAGUCCUGGGCACUAGUUAGUUGGAACUCAUAGGAGGUAAGGUAUUUGAAGAAACAAGAUUUACAGUUCUAAGCAGGGCCAUUAAGAUCACAAAGGAGAGGAGAGAGGAUUUGUCUUUAGAUUAGGUCCUUGAAAUAUUCAAUAUAUCAUCUUAAUGUUUCAAUAGCAAAGAUUUUGAAGAUACAGAGUAAC